Calidris pugnax (ruff) is the source of this 1080-nucleotide messenger RNA. It is a transcript of the gene PHC2, whose product is annotated as polyhomeotic homolog 2 (Drosophila). Bases 52 to 1080 code for a protein of 342 amino acids. Gene Ontology annotation, cellular component: PRC1 complex; nucleus. The transcript has 6 exons. The record is from RefSeq and is a predicted model, not a curated record. Gene Ontology annotation, molecular function: protein binding; zinc ion binding. NCBI's taxonomy places the organism in Eukaryota, Metazoa, Chordata, Aves, Charadriiformes, Scolopacidae.
CCCGCCGACCGCCUUCAUGCUCAGCCCCAGCCCCUCGCCAGCGCUCCCGGCAUGACCUCGGGCACCGGCAGCUCUGCCUCCGCCACCGUCGCCGGCGCCGCCCCCCACAAUGGUGAGAACAAACCGCCCCAGGCCAUCGUGAAACCCCAAAUCCUCACCCACGUCAUCGAGGGCUUCGUCAUCCAGGAAGGGGCAGAACCGUUCCCGGUGGGGCGCUCCUCCUUGCUGGUGGGGAACCUGAAGAAGAAGUAUGCGCAGGAGCUGCUGGCGGAGAAGCUCCCGCCGCAGGACAACACCACCACCACCGACUCCGAGAUGGAGGAACCCUAUCUGCAAGGUGUCCCUCCGCGCCCCCCAGAAUCCAAAGAAGAGGGGAACCCCCCCAAACUGAAGUGCGAGCUCUGCGGCCGCGUCGACUUCGCCUAUAAAUUCAAGCGCUCCAAGCGCUUCUGCUCCAUGGCUUGCGCCAAAAGGUACAACGUGGGGUGCACGAAGCGGGUGGGUUUGUUCCACCCCGAUCGCAGCAAACUGCAAAAACCCGGCGGCCCCCCCCACGGCCGCCGCCGGACCUGCAAGGGGACGCUGCCCCCCCUGGGCAAAGACACCAAGAAGCAGCCGCCGGUUUCUCUCCCGCCGGGUUCGGCGCCUCCUCUCCCCGCCACGGCCCCGCUGCAGCUCAACCACAGCCAGGAGGAUUCCAGCCGCUGCUCGGACAAUUCCAGCUACGAGGAGCCGCUCUCCCCCAUCUCGGCCAGUUCCUCCACCUCCCGCCGGCGCCAGGGCGAGCGGGACCUGGAGCUGCGGGAGAUGGAGCUCCCCGACGUCCACGUCCGGGACCUGGCCGGCAUCGGCCACCGCUUCCUCCCCAGCGAGCCCAGCAAGUGGAACGUGGAGGACGUCUACGAGUUCAUCCGCUCCCUGCCGGGCUGCCAGGAGAUCGCGGAGGAGUUCCGCGCGCAGGAGAUCGACGGGCAGGCGCUGCUGCUGCUGAAGGAGGACCAUCUCAUGAGCACCAUGAACAUCAAGCUGGGGCCGGCCCUCAAGAUCUACGCCCGCAUCAACAUGCUCAAGGACUCCUAG